AUGAACCUCACAAUGGAUCUGUUUGCUCGAGCCAAUGAUGCUCUCAAGAUCAACCCUGUGACAGGGGUUGACGAAAGUCUUGCUGUGCAUGGAUCGGACUGGCUUUGGGCUGUCACGGCUACUUACGCUACGGCUCUGAAGCCGAGCGGGUAUUCCAUUACCUCUUCACCUUCAUUCUUCUCGUCGGUGCCAUCACCUAUUUCGCCCAAGCAGCAGACCUUGGCUGGAGUGCAGUUGUACAGACUAACAAUCUCGGCAACGGAGGUCGUUCGCCAGAUGUUCUGGGUCAAAUAUGUCAACUGGGUCGUCGCUUGGCCCUCGCUUGCUUUGUGCCUCGGACUGAUCUCCGGUGUAUCGUGGACAACCAUGCUCUGCAACAUCGCCAUUGCAUUGCAGUGGCCUGUCUGCUACCUUGUCGGCGCCUUUGUGACCACGAGCUACAAGUGGGGAUUCUUCGCCUUCGGUACCUUUGGCUGGCUUAUACUUGCCAUGAGUACCAUUAAUGAGAGUCGCGAGGCUGCGCAGCUGCUCGGUGUUGACAAGGACUACAUCAUUCUCUCUGUUUGGCUCAAUCUUCUGUGGUUACUGUACCCUAUCGGCUGGAGUCUGUCCGAUGGAGGAAACAAGAUCGGGGUUACUGGUACUUCCGUCUUCUUCGGUGUUCUCGACGUCCUGAUGGUCCCCGGUCUGACCUUCCUUGUCCUGUUCCUUUUCCCGCAGGUGGGAUUACCGCAAUCUGAGCAUUGCCUUCAGUGA
Messenger RNA from Penicillium maclennaniae, 756 nucleotides. RefSeq lists its product as uncharacterized. The coding region runs from base 1 to 756 and encodes 251 amino acids. NCBI's taxonomy places the organism in Eukaryota, Fungi, Ascomycota, Eurotiomycetes, Eurotiales, Aspergillaceae. The record is from RefSeq and is a predicted model, not a curated record. The transcript has 2 exons. Gene Ontology annotation, cellular component: plasma membrane; endoplasmic reticulum.